CCAGAAUUUCAUUCGCAGUAUAAGUACUGGGUUAGAGAGAGAAAAUGGGACAAAAUUCCCCGCCGAGGAAAACACAGAGAGAAAGAGAGAGAGAGAGAGAGAGAGCAAAAGUUGAUUCUUCAGGAAAUUGAUUGGGGUUUUGGAGGGUAAAAUAGUGCUUUUUCAAAGAUGUCAACUUCUCAAAAAGAUCUAUACUUCUUACUGUUGAAGUUUUUUGAUGAAGAGGGUUUGGAAGGAACUGCUCACAUGCUUGAAUGCGAAACUCAAUGUUACUUUGACAUGAGAUAUUUUGAGGAGAUGAUGCUAAGUGGGAACUGGUAUGAGGCAGAGAAAUAUUUUUCUAGUUUCACAAAAACUGAUGACAAUAGCCACUCAAAUGAUGUCAUUUUGCUAGUCGUGAACUGUGGUAAGUUCCUUAAGGCACUGGACAGAAAGGACCAUGCCACGGCUGAAGAGAUCCUCAAGAAAGAUCUUAAAGAGUUUAAGGAUAUGAACGAAGAUUUGUUCAACGAAAUGGCUUUACUUUUGACAUCUGAUGAUACAAGGAAGCAUCCUUUUCUCUCCGACUAUAUAUUUAAGUCUGCAAGGAAGAAUGUGGUGCUAGAAAUGAAAAGAAUGAUUGAGGCGAAUGCCUUUUUUGAUGGCAAGCUGAAUUUUCAUAACAUUGAAACUGAGAGGUUACGGUGUCUCACUAACCAAAUUGAUCCUGAUCAAACUCACAUCUUGUUACCCACUGUACACAAUUACCUGCCCAUGACUCUAGCUCAGACAUUGAAUUUUAGCUCAUCUCCAAUAAGCAUGAACUUUCAUCCCACUAAACACACUCUUUUGCUAGUUGGAACUUCUAUUGGAGACAUAACGCUGUGGGAUGUUAGUUCUGGGAAAAGGUUGCUUGCAAAAAAUUAUAUGAAGUCCAAGGUAAGUGUGGACAAAGAGUUAUGUGCUUCUGUUAAACGCAUCUUGUGGAGUCCUGAUGGUACCUUUUUUGGGGUUGCAUACUCCAAACACGUUUUGCAAGUUUAUUCAUAUUCUGAAAGUAAUGAUAUUUAUCUACAAUGGGAGUGGAUUUAUGCUCACAUGGGUGGGAUAAAUGAUCUAGCAUUCUCUUCUUAUGAGAACCAACUUUUGCUCAUAACAUGUGGUGAUGACAAGAAAAUUAAGGUUUGGGAUGUGGAUACUGGCAAUAAGCAGUUUACUUUUAGAGGUCAUAAUGCUCCUGUCUCUUCCGUCUGUCCUACCUCUAGCAAUCAACACUUUUUCUCAGUAUCAGUGGAUGGCAAGAUUAAAGCAUGGGAAUACAAAACAUUUGUCGCCCAGUCUAAUUUCGAAGCUCCUGGUAUUGGGCACACAAAAAUGGCUUAUAGUGCUGAUAAUAAAAGGCUUUUUUUAUGCGGGACUGAUGAAGGUAGGAAGACAUUCCUUGUUGAAUGGAGCCAGUGUAAAGAUUCUGUGAGAAGAACUUACCAUGGACUUCAGGCGUCCUCCUCAUCUGCUGUUCAAUUCGAUAUAGCAAAUAACCAAUUUUUGGCUGCUGGUCAUGACCAUAAGAUUAAAUUUUGGGAUAUGGACAAUGUAGAGCCCUUGAUAACCAUCGAUGCAGAAGGAGGACUACCAGAAACCCCUAGUAUUUGCUUCAACAGGAAGGGAACAUUAUUGGCUGUUGUUGCAAAUGAAAACAGAAUCAAGAUUUUGGCAACUAACUAUGGUAUUGGUUUGUUACAAACAACUAACAAGCAUUCUGCCGAUGCCUCUAGGGAAAUCUCUGAAACUGUGAGGAAGUAUACGGAUACAAAAGAUGCGGAGGAUGUGGCAGUGCUAGUAUCUCCAGGAGUCAAUGUUAAAGAAAAGGUUGGGAAGUUCCUCGAGAUCAAAAAUACUCAAUGCCAGUCUUUGAGACUGCACAAUCCCGUGGAACCCGAUGAGAUAUCAAGGCUGAUCUACACAAAUAAAGGUGAUGCAGUUUUGGCACUUGCAUCAAAUGUUCACCUACUUUGGAGAUGGCUAGGGGAUGAGGCAACUACCAAGGUUCAACCUUCGUUCACACAACCACAGGAUGCCUUACCGAUGAUAAAUGAUGUUGAUGGCAUCAAUCAUGAAGUGGCUGUGCCAUGCUUUGCUUUGAGCAAGAACGACUCAUAUCUCGUAUCAGCAUCUGGGGGGAUGAUUUCUCUGUUCAAUACAUUGACAUUUCAGAAUCUUGUGACCUUCAUGCCUCCACCACCUGCAGCAACAUGUAUAGCCUUCCAGCCUCAAGAUAACAACAUAGUUGCUAUUGGCAAGCAUGAUUCCACAAUAAUAAUAUUUAACUGCCAAAGACAGAAGGUUCUAGCCAAGCUCGAGGGUCACACUAAAAGAGUCACUGGUCUUGCCUUCUGUAAGACUAAGAAUGUACUCAUUUCUUCUGGUGCUGAUACGCAGGUUUUUGCAUGGAAUUUUGAACGGUGGAAAAAAUGGAAAAGCACAUUCUUGCAGGUUGGUGGGAAGAAAUUGGAAUCACUGUCUGACACCCACAUCCAAUUUCACCAGGAUCAACUGCAUUUUCUUGCUGUACACAAGAACUUCCUUGGAAUUUAUGAAGCUGAUACGCUAAAUUGUGUUAAGUGGGCUCAAGGAUUCCUGUCCGGACCAAUUUCCAGUGCAACUUUCUCAGCUGAUUGCCAAAUUGUAUAUACUAGCUUUCAGAAUGGAAUGAUAGUCAUUUUCGAUGCUCUGGAGCUAAUACCAUUUUGUCAAAUUUCUCCCAAUACCUACCUUCAUUCUUUUGGAAGUCACUUUUCAUACCCACUCGUUAUUGCUGCACAUCCAAAAAAAUCAGCACAGUUUGCUAUUGGCCUCUCAAGUGGCGAAGUAUGUGUUAUUGAACCUUCAAACCCUACAGGUCAAUGGGAUUUUGAUGAUUCAAAGGUGCCAGAUUCUCUGGUGGAGUGAACAAAAUACUCCUAGUGAUGUAAAAAUGUAUAUGUGCAUUCUUUCAUGAUAUUGAGAUUGAUUGUAUGAUUCAAAAUGAUAUGGUAAACAAUUUUCGUACUUUUUCUC
Messenger RNA from Ziziphus jujuba (common jujube), 3036 nucleotides. RefSeq names its product topless-related protein 1. The coding region runs from base 169 to 2928 and encodes 919 amino acids. The record is from RefSeq and is a predicted model, not a curated record. Gene Ontology annotation, molecular function: protein binding. Lineage: Eukaryota; Viridiplantae; Streptophyta; Magnoliopsida; Rosales; Rhamnaceae. The transcript has 22 exons. Gene Ontology annotation, biological process: regulation of DNA-templated transcription.